Oikopleura dioica is the source of this 978-nucleotide messenger RNA. The record is from the annotation of a GenBank genome assembly. Lineage: Eukaryota; Metazoa; Chordata; Appendicularia; Copelata; Oikopleuridae.
AUGAUAUUUUUACUCUUCUUUUGGUCGCGAUUUUCAUCUGGAAAAGAGAUAUUCACCGGCUUCCUGGAAACAGCAAGCGCGCCUCUUGGAUCGAAAUGCGAGUUUCCCUUUGUUUUUGAGAACAGAACUCACGAUGACUGUCACUUUUCAACUCGGGACGGACUUGAUGCUCCUGCUUCUUGGUGCAUUACUAAUUCGACGACCGGCGAAUGGGGCAUUUGCCUGCCUGCUGAGUAUUCGUGUAUCGAUAACGACUUCGGAGAAGGGAGGAUCUGCAGGACUUCGAUCCAGGAAGACGCGACCUUUUCCGACGCUCGAGAAAGGUGCUCUUCCUUUGACGGAAUUAUCUACGACCCAUUCGUCUCUCUAGCUGCUUUCACGGACCUGCUGGAAGUAGACAUCUCAAACCCAGCUUCAAUGAAUCUCACCUCUUUCUGGACCUCUUCUUUGAGCUAUAUUACUCAGCAUAAGGCGUCUUGCCUUGCUGACACUUAUUUUGCGAUUUUCCCGGCCAACAAUAUGAACUCGACGCUGAUAAAUAGCUACGAAGACAGUGAAGUGAAAGCAUACGACCAUGUUCCAUUUUUUGUAAAUGGCGGUACAAACGACACUUGCUCGGAGAAAGCCCUCUAUCUUAAUCCGACUCUUGGAACACUUUUCGAAGCGGACAUUAGCGAGAAGCUCCCCUUUUAUUGCAGAUACAAGGGACGCCAGGGCUCAAACUUCGAGCUGAACAAAUAUUCAGCAAAGGACUAUCAGAAUAUGACCUGUCCUAAGAUGUUCACUUUCAUUCCCAACUCGCCGGAGCCUUGUGUCAAAAUUAUAGAAAACGCAAAUGACAAAGGAUUCUGCACUGCUCUGGGAGGAAAACUUUUGGAUGCAUCCACACCGAUUUCUGUUUGGAAAAGGAAGGCGUUUAUUUAUCAACUUGAAAUAUUUUUAGGAACACUAAAUAAAACGCUUGAAGGAUUUCGAUGA